Messenger RNA from Portunus trituberculatus (swimming crab), 1024 nucleotides. RefSeq names its product 5'-AMP-activated protein kinase subunit beta-1-like. The record is from RefSeq and is a predicted model, not a curated record. Lineage: Eukaryota; Metazoa; Arthropoda; Malacostraca; Decapoda; Portunidae. Gene Ontology annotation, cellular component: nucleotide-activated protein kinase complex; nucleus; cytoplasm. Gene Ontology annotation, biological process: signal transduction. Gene Ontology annotation, molecular function: protein kinase binding. The coding region runs from base 1 to 903 and encodes 300 amino acids. The transcript is spliced from 5 exons.
AUGGGUAACCACAGCUCGCAGGAUCGCCGAGACAGGUCCAAGGGCACUGAUCUGGGCCAUUAUGGAACGGGCCGGGGCACAGAGGGGCCCUUCACACUGCACCAGCGCACCACUAACACCAGCAUCACCAAGCCAUCUACACAGCAGGCUGCUAAUCACUCACCACACCACACACUCCAGCAGGACAAGGAGGGUGAUGACACGCCACCCCCGAGAGUGCGUCCGAUCAUUCCUGCCGGGAACAAGAAAAUACUGCCAGUGGUCAUCAAGUGGACAGGUGGAGGCACCAACGUGGCCAUUGCUGGGACCUUCAACCACUGGCAGAAGAUACCCAUGGUGAAGAGUGAGAAGGACUUUGUGGCCAUAGUGGACCUGCCAGAGGGUUCCCAUGAGUACCGCUUCAUGGUGGACGGGGAGUGGAAGGUCAGCAAGAACGACAACACCACCACCAACACCGCCAACAACAACAACGCCAACAUCAACAACAACAACAACAAGAACAACAACAAUGUCAUCACCAUCAGCGAGACGGACUUUGAGGAGUUUGAGACAGCACUGCUCCCCGACCCCAACGACAAGGGUGAUGACAAGAAGUCCCACGGGUCGGCUGGCAGCAGGGACAGGGCAGGCUCGGAGGAGGAUGAGUUUGGGCAGGACAUCCCGGAAUACCAGCAGACUGACAAGAUCCGAGGCCCCCCCGUGCUGCCCCCCCACCUCCUGCAGGUCAUCCUCAACAAGGACACACCCAUCUCUUGUGAGCCCACCCUCCUACCUGAGCCGAACCACGUCAUGCUGAACCACAUGUAUGCACUCAGCAUUCGGGACGGCAUGAUGGUUCUCUCCACCUCCAACAGAUACAAGAAGAAGUGUGUCACAACUCUCAUAUAUAGACCCAUUGAGUAGUAUGUCUGUGUGUCUGAGUGUCUGUGUGUGUGUGAUUUUUAUUAUUAUUAUUAUUAUUAUUGUUGUUAUUAUUUUUCAUUUUUUUUCAUAUUUUUUGUGUGUUAAGGGAAAAUACUUAUUA